This is a messenger RNA of Penaeus monodon (black tiger shrimp), 2628 nucleotides long. It is a transcript of the gene Mcm6, whose product is annotated as zygotic DNA replication licensing factor mcm6-B-like. The coding region runs from base 101 to 2536 and encodes 811 amino acids. The transcript is spliced from 16 exons. Lineage: Eukaryota; Metazoa; Arthropoda; Malacostraca; Decapoda; Penaeidae. The record is from RefSeq and is a predicted model, not a curated record. Gene Ontology annotation, biological process: double-strand break repair via break-induced replication; DNA replication initiation; mitotic DNA replication. Gene Ontology annotation, cellular component: nucleus; MCM complex. Gene Ontology annotation, molecular function: ATP binding; single-stranded 3'-5' DNA helicase activity; single-stranded DNA binding.
UUCGCGCCAAAAAGCGGCCGAAGGAGAAGGACCGAAACACGAAACGCGCGCCGACCUUCUCCUCCUUUUCAUCUCCCCCUUUUUCGCCCGUAAAUAAGCCAUGGAUGUCGCCGAGACACAGACCGGACAGACCCACGUUAAGGACGAAGUAGGAGAUCGCUGUCAGAAGCUUUUCCAGGAUUUCUUAGAGGAAUUCCAAGAGGAUGGAGAAGUCAAGUACCUGGAAGAUGCACGGGACCUGGUCAAGCCUGAACGCAACACGCUAGAGGUCUCCUUCACCGAUAUUGAUAAGUACAAUCAGAACCUGGCCACCACCAUCGUUGAGGAGUAUUACAGAGUCUACCCCUUUGUCUGCCGUGCUGUCCGCAACUUUGUGCGUGAUCAUGCCGAAGUUGCUGUUGAGAAGGAGUACUUUGUCAGUCUCAUUGAUGUUCCCACAAGGCACAAGAUCCGUGAGCUUAUCACACACAAAAUUGGUACUCUUGUUCGUAUCUCGGGACAGGUCGUCAGAACCCACCCAGUGCAUCCUGAACUGGUAGCAGGAACAUUUGUGUGCUUGGACUGCCAAAGUGUCAUUAAAGAUGUGGAACAGCAGUUUAAAUACACCCAGCCCACCAUCUGCCGCAACCCUGUGUGCAGCAACCGACAGCGCUUCAUGCUUGACACCAACAAGAGUCGCUUUGUGGACUUCCAGAAAGUGCGCAUCCAAGAGAUCCAGGCUGAGCUGCCACGAGGUUGCAUCCCUCGGAGCGUGGAGGUUGUGGUGCGAGCAGAAGCUGUGGAGAGGGCCCAGGCUGGAGACAGGUGUGAUUUCACUGGUACCUUGAUUGUUGUUCCUGAUGUUGCUGCCAUCAACUUGCCAGGUGCAAGGGCUGAGAGUUCUGCCAGACACAAAGGUGAUGAAAGUGAAGGUGUAACAGGUCUCAAGGCUCUUGGUGUACGUGACCUUAACUACAAGAUGGCUUUUCUGGCUUGUUCCAUCACACCUACUAACCCCAAGUUUGGUGGAAAGGAGAUCAGAGGUGAGGAGAUGACAGCUGAAGGCAUUAAGAAACAGAUGACAGAGCUUGAGUGGAACAAAGUCUAUGAAAUGUCCAGAGACAAGAACCUUUACCAGAAUCUCAUCUCUUCUCUCUUCCCUACUGUUCAUGGCAAUGAUGAAGUCAAGAGAGGAAUCUUGCUUAUGUUGUUUGGUGGAGUCCCAAAGACCACAAUGGAGGGCACUACUCUCCGUGGUGACAUCAAUGUUUGCAUUGUUGGCGAUCCUUCUACUGCCAAGUCACAGUUCCUGAAGCAGGUGUCUGACUUCAGCCCCCGUGCUGUGUACACCUCUGGCAAGGCCUCCUCAGCAGCUGGUCUCACUGCUGCUGUUGUCAAGGAUGAAGAAUCACAUGAGUUUGUAAUUGAGGCAGGUGCACUCAUGUUGGCAGACAAUGGAGUGUGUUGCAUUGAUGAGUUUGAUAAGAUGGAUGUGCGUGAUCAGGUGGCCAUUCACGAAGCUAUGGAACAGCAGACCAUCUCUAUCACCAAGGCUGGUGUAAAAGCCACACUGAAUGCUCGCACUUCCAUCCUGGCUGCUGCCAACCCCAUCGGUGGCCGUUAUGACCGCACAAAGUCCCUCAGGCAGAACAUCACUCUCACUGCUCCCAUCAUGUCACGUUUCGAUCUGUUCUUCAUCCUUGUUGAUGAGUGUAAUGAGGUAACAGACUAUGCCAUUGCAAGAAGAAUCGUUGAUUUGCACAGCCGCAAUGAAGAGAGCAUUGAAAGGACUUAUGCCCUCGAAGAAAUCCAACGCUACAUUAUGUUUGCUCGACAGUUCAAGCCAAAGAUUAACAAGGAAGCAAGUGAAUACCUGGUUGAGCAGUACCGCAACCUCCGCCAGCGUGAUUGCUCUGGGGCUGCUAAGUCCUCAUGGCGUAUUACUGUCCGUCAGCUAGAGUCCAUGAUCCGUCUGUCCGAGGGCAUGGCCAGAAUGCAUUGUUCUGAUGAGGUUCAACCAAAACACGUGAAGGAAGCUUUCAGAUUGUUGAACAAGUCUAUUAUUCGUGUUGAACAACCAGACGUUCACUUGGAAGAAGAGGAGGAACAACAGGUAGAUGAACCCAUGGAGACUGAUGAGAACUUACCACCAAAUGGACAAAUCAAUGGUCAUGAGGAAUCUGCAGUGGACUCUGACAACCUUAAAAAGAAGAAGCUGAAACUUUCUUACGAGUCAUACCGCAAUAUGUCCAACCUCCUGAUCAUGCACAUGAGGAGGGAGGAGGCAUCAAUGGAAGAAGAGGAGAGCUCGGAGACAGCUGGGUUGAGGCGCUCGGCUGUCAUUAACUGGUACCUGAAUGAGAUCAGCGGAGACAUUGAGACCGAGUCUGAACUCAUUGAGAAGAAGAUGCUGGUCGAGAAAGUGUUGGAUAGGCUGACCUACAAUGAUCAAGUAAUUAUCCCUCUGACACGCAGCGGAUUGAAAGGAUCGACUGCAGAAGUUGAAGAAGAAGACCCCCUGCUUGUUGUUCAUCCUAACUACAUCAUUGACUCAUAAGAUGAAAAAGAGACAAACUAAAGAACUGUAUAUACACUGAAAAUAAGCAAAAAAAAAAACAAAUUCGGAAAAAUCAUAUUUUUUUAUAUUUC